AUGAUGCUGGGCAGGUCCUUGCCUCCGGCCCUCUUCUCUUUGCUCCUGGCUGCUGCCCGUGCUGCCGCCACCCCAUACGACUUCAAGGACAACUACCACGACCCUGCACCGAGCCCUGAAGACGGCCCGCCUGCGUCCUUUUACACUACCAGAGACAGGCAGCGACUGCCCUACGAGAUUUGCGGCCUUGUGGGCGGCUACGUUCUAACCGUCUUGAUCUGGGGCGUCCUGCUUUUGACGCUCGGGAGAAAGAUGAGGCGAAAGGCACUGGACCCGCCACCAGCUUUGGAGUGGGAGCAGGAACUGAAGCCCAUAAGAGGCGUCAUGGAUACGCCCAUCAGUCCCGGUUCCGUGCGCUCGGCCACGAGCUGGAUGCGCAGGUUCAAGAGGCCCGAGUCGCUUUCUGGAAGCACGCCCGUCAGCCCCGUGGUCCAGAGCCCCAUGUCGUUUGACCAACAGGUCCUCAAUGCGGACAGGGCGCGCGCGCAGGACGACAUGGAGAGGCUGUAUGCUGCUGUCAUGGACCACGAUGCGAAGAAGCAUUCGAGGCAGGCCAGCAGGGAAGUGGACGAGCACAUGGCACCGCCUGUCGCUCGGUCGGAGAGGAGACGCCCGUCCGCCAUCAGCACCACACUCCGAGCCCCCACCGACAGCAGCCCCGUGUCACCCGUCAAAGCCAUUUACCCUCCCGACUACAACAACGCGAGCGCGCACUCGCGCAACAGCAGCCUCCGCACCGAACUCUCCCCGCCAUCGCCGCCUUCCAUUCUCGCCAAGCCUCGACGUCUGUCGAGCGCAAGCCGGCAGGACAAGUCCGCCCGCUUCAACCUCAAGAACCUGCGCAUCAGUGGCCCGAUCCAGAGCUACGGCGGCGCCGCCCCAGACGACGAAGCCCGCACACCACUGUCACCGCGCUUCUACCCGAACCCCGGCGCGCCCCCCUCACCACCCACCCAGCCCACCUCCCCGACAACCCCGUACUCGCCCACCGAGCCCGCCGAGAUCCAGCGCGCCCACAGCCUGCGCAUCCCACUCCCCCACCCAGCCCCACGGCGCGGGCCCAGCAUGACCAUCGCACCCCCCUCCCCACUGCACCUACACACCACCCGCUCCCCGACCAUGACACCCACGACGCAGCUCCCCUUCCGCUCCUACCAAACCAGCGACGCCCCUCUCCAAUCCCCGGGCAUCCAAACCACCGUCCUCGACCGCCGCCCAGAUAAACUCAGCCUGCAAACCCCCCGCACCGGCGUCCCUUUUACGCCGUAUAGUCCGUACAUGCCCUUUACGCCCAUCACCCCCGUGACGCCGCAUCUCGUCACCAAGCGCGAGAGGAAGGGCAAGCGGAAGGAAGGGGGGCGGUUGCGCCGCGUGCCGGAGGUCGAGCUGGUCAAGAGUCCCGAGGAGAUGUUUGGGGAUGCUUAUUAG
Molecule: messenger RNA, 1428 nt
Organism: Ascochyta rabiei
Lineage: Eukaryota; Fungi; Ascomycota; Dothideomycetes; Pleosporales; Didymellaceae
Exons: 1
Coding region: 1-1428 (475 amino acids)
Source: RefSeq, a predicted model, not a curated record